AUGGCGCUUGCGCUGCGCUGCCCCGCCGCCGCCUCGCCGUCCAGGGCCCCCUUCCCCAACUCCUCCUCCCACUCCCAGUCGGCUGCGAGGCCCGCGAGGAGGCCGGCGGGGGGCUGCAGGUGCCAGUACUACCACGGCGACGCCCCCCCAAGAAGCUACGACCACAUCCCCAAGCAGUUCCGCGAGGAGAACCUCAAGGAUGGCCUGAUGGAUAAUUACAAGAAUGUUCCCCAGUUCCUUUAUGGCUUAAGCCCAUCUCAGAUGGAAAUGUUUACAACUGACGACAACCCUUAUAAUCGGCAGUCAAAGAAAGUUACAGAGGAAAGCGUUGCUGCUUUGAGGAGUUAUGAUGAAUUCGGUAUGUACUCCUUAUCAGGCACGCAUGAGGGCCCUGCAAAUUACAGCAUGGGUAUGGGCAUGCCCAGCAUGAGCAUGGGUAGAGCAGGGAAAGGAUAUAGAAGAAUGAGAAGCUCAGCCCCGGAUCUGCCAUCAUUGCUGUUGGACUCCCGAAUUAUAUUUCUUGGAAUGCCAAUUGUUCCAGCUGUAACUGAGCUUAUUGCUGCUCAGUUUCUGUGGCUAGACUAUGAUGACCGCACGAAGCCAAUUUACUUGUAUAUAAAGGAUGAAAAUAACGAGCUGGUCGCGUCUGAAACUGAUGCCUAUGCAAUUGCUGAUUUCAUUAAUCGAAGCAAAGCCAAGGUUUACACCAUCAACCUUAGCAUGGCGUAUGGUCAGGCUGCCAUGCUUCUUUCCCUGGGGAUGAAGGGUAAAAGAGGAGUGCUACCAAAUUCGAUAACUAAACUGCACCUGCCCAAGGUCCACAAAUCCGGUGGAGCUGCCAUUGAUAUGUGGAUUAAGGCAAAAGAGUUGGAGACAAACACGGACUACUAUCUGGAACUCGUGUCCCAGGGAGUCGGUAAACCUAAGGAAGAGCUCGCAGAGUUCCUGAGAGGCCCGAGGUACUUCCGCGCGCAGGAGGCCAUCGACUACGGGCUCGCCGACACGAUCCUGCACUCGCUGGACGGCUCGUUCAAGCCGAAGGACCUGACGGCGCAGCUGGCCAAGGCGCAGGAGAUGCGGCAGUCUGGGAAGCGCGCUCCGGCUGGAGCUGGGCGAUGGUCGACCCCGACCGCACCCAGAUAG
Triticum turgidum subsp. durum (durum wheat) is the source of this 1143-nucleotide messenger RNA. Lineage: Eukaryota; Viridiplantae; Streptophyta; Magnoliopsida; Poales; Poaceae. The record is from the annotation of a GenBank genome assembly.